AUCAACAUCCAAGGAGUUGGUUUAACUGUUUUUGUUUCCUCAUUGUUGACUCCUUCAAUUACCAUGAAACUUCAUUGGGUGCAACUAAACAACCUGAAGAACCUUCAUUUGUGUUACCAUAAUUGAUCACAUUUAAGAAAGGCUCCAGACAUCUAAAACCAUGGAGGAAUAUAAUAGUGAAGUUUUAAAAACUGUUGAAGACUUAGCUAACAACAUCCCCAUGGAUAUAAAUGUUAGUGCAGACGUUUACAAAAGUACUGAAACCCCAAACGAGAAUGAUUCGAAGUUAAGUAAUGCACCAAAUGAAUCCACGAAUGAUUCCGGACAAUUAGAUAAAAAUACAAUAGAAAAUGAAGACCCCACACCUGAAGAAUCAACUGCGCCUGAUAAGUCUGCAGAGGAAUGUAAUUCAAUAUCAAAUAAAGAAGCAGACAGUGAAGAAACCGCUGCAACUGCACAAAAUUCAACAGAUGUUCCUCCUAUAUCCACAAGUGACAGUGAAAAAGUUGUAGAUACUGUAAGUGAAACAGGGAAAGAAGAAGAAGCUGGUGAAACUGUGCCAGAAAAAAUGGAUUGGACCGAAUCGGAAAAAGAUCCAGACAAAGUUCCUGAAAACGAUAAUGACACUAGCAAAAAUUCUAACGAGAAACCUAGCGAGAACGAGCCAAUUAGUGAAAACUCUUUAAACGAUAGCAAGGAAAUUGACGAUGCAGAACAUGACAAGCCAAUCAUUUCCACUGAAAGCGAAGAACCUGUAGAUCCGCCUCCAGCAGAAUCCCAGGAUACAUCUUCCGAUGACAAAGAAACACCAGAACCCAGCGCUAGUGUAACAACAACAGAAGAUCUGCUAGAAGCUCCUAGUGAAAAUAAUCCAGAAUUAGAAGACAAAAAAGCAAUCAUUGAUAGUACAGUCGACAUGGAAUCCAAAUCGCCAGUAAGUAAAGAGCUGCAAAGCGAAGAUAUCACAGAUACUUCCCCGAUUCUUGAAGACGACAAAAUAAAAAAGCCCAUCAUCGAAGAUGAAGUCAAAGUGAUCGAAGAUAACGACGAUCUUAUUAGUAAAAGCAAAGCCACUAACGAUGACAGCAUGGAAAUCGAGUGUGAAGAAUUGGACAAAGAUGGCAACGAUAAAGAAAAACAGUCCGAUAGGGAAAACACGGAAUUCGUGCAUGUUACAGAAAACGAGAAGGAGAGCGAUGAUAUCGACAAAGACAGCGCUUCCGGGUCUCGGAGGGACAUGGAACACGAUCCUAUUGCUUCAGACUCGUUCGAGAGUUUGAACAAUGAAGACAGGGAAGGAGCUGAUGAAGAAUUAUGCAUUAUUCCAGAUACCGAACGUGAAAUCUCGCAGGAAGAAAGAGAUGCUGCCUCAUCUAUUACACCACUUCGCGAUAUUAGUGAAGCAACAGUAUCGAUUCAACCUGAAGAAAACAAUCAAGAAGUACCCGAACAAACAAGCCCUUCACCCAUAGUUAUUUUCAAAUAUGAAAUGGACGACCUGCAAAUAUGCAAUGAAUGCAAAUUGAAACGGAAAGUCAAAUAUUACUAUUCAGUGAAAGAUGACAUAGAUGCCGAUGAGAAGUAUCUUUGCGAUGAGAACUGCUUGAACACUUUCAAGAGUAGCCAAAGUGAUAAAAUCGCUUUGAAUUGGGAGGAAGGCGGUUUAAGAGUGAAGGAUUUCUCAGGGGUCUCGAAAGAAUCGACUACCAAAGACUCCACUUUGGUUAGGAAAUGCGCGAUGUGCAGUAAACAACCCAACGAAGAUGAAAUUUUGAUAUGGGAAAUCAAGGACUUUUGCAACGAGUUUUGCCUGAUCAAAUAUCAGAAAGAAAUCGGUUCGUUCUGUUCGACCUGCAAAGGGGAAGUUAAUUCGAAUUCUCUCGGAAAGUACUGCGUUAGGUUCGGUACUGACAUAAGGCAGUUUUGUUCGAGUCUCUGUUUAGAUAAAUAUAAAAAAGGAUUGAAAGUAUGCUCCUACUGUCAGCAGGACAUGUCGGGAGGCGCGCCGGGAUUCUUAGCUCCUGUAGGAGACAAGGGCAUAUUCAAGGAUUUCUGUUCCCGCGAUUGCAUGGAAAAAUACGACGUUAUGACAAACAACAAACCGCCCAUUGUACCCGCAGGUACGACUUGCUCGGUAUGCAAGGCUGAGAAACCCAUAACGAUUGAAUACGAGCUAGACAGGACUACGAACUACUUUUGUGGAGAACCUUGCUUUGUGGCUUUCAGUUUCGUAAACAACAUAUCGCCGGGUAAAUGCGGUAUGUGUCGCAGGCACUUCCCGAAAGACACGCUCGAGAAGCACACGAUGUAUUACGAUAAUAUCCAGCUCAGAUUCUGCUCGGCCAGCUGCGAAAACAUUUAUAUCAUCGCGCAUAGGAAAAUCGUUCCGUGCAGCUGGUGUAAAGUAAAAAAAUACAACUUCGACAUGAUCAGAAAACACUCGAAUUCAGACACAAUUAUCAACAUGUGCAGCGUAAACUGCCUGACCUUGUACCGAGUCUCCGUGGAAGCUGUCAGUUUGAAGCAAGCGACUUGCAGUCUAUGCCAAAAAUUCACUCUUCCUAUGUACCACCUAACAAUGUCCGAUGCCACUUUGAGAAACUUCUGCUCUUACAUAUGCGUUUUGAAUUUCCAAAACCAAUACUCCAAGCCCAGCAAUCGGAGCGAUUCGGCGCAACCAGUCCCUACCGGACAACCAAGGAGAAACAAGCAAAACACAGAAACUGAUUCAGUUUCCAUACAAGAUAUAAACCAAUUACCAGUGAUAACGAGCGUACAAAGCCUGGCAUCUAACGGGAAUAUGGCGCAAGCGUCCGCUGUACCAUCGACCAUUUCGUCCAUAAACACCAGAAGCACCCGCUCGAAAUCUUCGAAUUCCUCGUCGCAGGCGAUCAACUCGUUCUCGGACGCGCCGUUCCAGGUGCAAAUCAAGCAGCACUUCAUCGUCCGGCCGGCGCCCAUUCCCGAGCAACGAAACGUCGGAACGAUGUGCUACACGCGCAAAUUGAACAAGGGCACCAGCGCCCGGCCCGUCAUGGUCGAUCAGGAGGUGCAAACCGACGAGAGGGAGGAGAAGAAAAUCCUAAUACCCGUUCCCGUUCCCAUUUACGUGCCCACUCCGAUGCACAUGUACAGCAUCCCCACGCCGGUUCCCGUGCCGAUACCCUUGCCGAUACCGAUUCCCAUAUUCAUCCCGACUACUAGAAACUCUGCGGCUGGCAUCAUGAAGGAAAUCAAAAAAAUUCAAGUAAAAAUACCGACUGAUCCUUACGAAGCCGAGCUGCUGAUGAUGGCCGAAAUGGUUGCUGAAGAAAAGAAAGAAGAUAUUACGGAUUCGGAAAGCGAUGUGGAUGACGCUGGUGGGCCAGAUGAUGGCUACAGCCCGGAGCCUGUAGAUGCCAGCAACACUUUCGGCGACGAUAUGUUGCAAAUGGCUCUAAAAAUGGCCACUGAAUUAGACGAACCGCCUGUCGAUCUCGAAGGCGCCCUCACCGCGAAUACUAUUACAGCACCACAAGGUGGCGAAGCGCAUCCAGUGGGAGAAGAAAAUGUGGACGAUCAGCAACCUAUGCACCAUCACAUGAUGGGCGACAGGAACCCCGCGAUCAGAGGGAGGAAGAGAGGCAUGAGACAACCCCGUUCCGGGGCUAAGCGCGGCAGAAGAAUGUCACAUCACCAGGUCGAUAUGCCGAUGAUGCCGCACCACCAAGUCCAACAGCCGCCUCCGCCGCCCGAACCCGCGGAAAAACCCGACGCCAAUAUGUGUCUGAAGUACACGUUCGGAGUGAACGCCUGGAAGCAAUGGGUCACGACGAAGAACGCCGAAUUGGAGAAAUCCUCGAGGCUCGUGAAGCUCUUCAAAACCGAAAUUCUCCAAUUGACCGCGGACGAACUGAAUUACUCGCUUUGCCUGUUCGUGAAGGAGGUGCGGAAGCCCAACGGCGCGGAGUACGCGCCCGACACGAUAUACUACCUGUGCUUGGGCAUCCAGCAAUAUUUGUUCGAAAACGGGCGCAUUGAUAACAUAUUCUGCGACGCUUACUACGAGAAGUUCACCGAUUGUUUGGACGAGGUGGCGAAGAAGUUCUCGGUGCUGUACAACGAUUCGCACUACAUCGUGACGAGGGUCGAAGAGGAGCAUUUGUGGGAGAGCAAACAGUUGGGGGCCCAUUCGCCUCACGUUCUGCUGAGUACUUUGAUGUUCUUCAACACCAAGCACUUUAAUCUUACGAGCGUUGACGAGCACAUGCAGUUGUCCUUUUCGCACAUUAUGAAACAUUGGAAGAGAAAUCCGAAUCAACCGGGGGCUUCUAAAGUUCCGGGUUCUAGGAAUGUCUUGUUGCGCUUCUAUCCACCACAAAGUGCUAUACAAAACAACGCUAGGAAAAAGAAAGUUUACGAGCAACAAGAAAACGAAGAAAAUCCAUUGAGAUGUCCUGUGAAACUCUACGAAUUCUACUUAUCCAAAUGUCCGGAGAGUGUGAAGACGAGAAACGAUGUUUUCUAUCUGCAACCGGAACGUUCCUGCGUACCGGACAGUCCGGUUUGGUACUCGACGAUGCCUUUGCCGAAGGAGGCCCUCGAGAAAAUGCUUCACAGGGUCAAAAUGGUGAAAGAAAUUAACGUUGCCCUUUUAACCAGCUAAGUGAAUUUUAAUGGACCACCUUCCAUUGGACAUUUUAAAUUUAAGUACCUAACUGAUUGAAACAAAUAUGAAGCUAACGUUGUAGUUGAAUUUGUUUAAAAACAGGUGUAGAGUGCGUUGUGUAGUAGUGGGAUGAUUUGUUAAAAUAUUCUUCCAUUUAAAAGAAAAUGUAUUGUUAUAAAACUCACUGUAACUGAAUUAUAAUGCACUCUAUGUAAUUUUCCUUUAGUCUUAAUCACUUACUCGAUUAUAAUUUAUAUGAAAAACGAAUUCACUGCUGUUAGUUACCCUUCCUACAGAGACAUUUGUAGACAAUUUUUGAUAAAUAUUUCUUACCUUGAUGUUAUUAUAACUAUGUGUAGUUAACAAUUUAAAAACUUCUGUAAUGUCCACUGAUACGUUAUAUAAUUUAAUUAUAUAUUUACAAAAUAAUUCCUGAUGUUGAUCAAUGACUAGCGAAUUUCAUGUGUUGAUAUAAGAUUUAUGAAUAUUUGAUAACAUAAAAGCUUAUAAUUUUCUCCAAUUAUUACUAACUAAAACUGUAAAAUAGUAAUUAGUUAACAUUUAGAAUUGAGUUUUAUACACUGUGAAUUAUAAAUAAAUUAGGCACUUUGUUUAUCUUUUAGAAUUGAUUUUUUUGGUAACAAUAGCAUGUAAGAUUUUAUACAAAUAUUUUCAAGUUUCCAGCAACCGAACUGCAUGUUUUACUUGUGAUGUAAAAACAGUUUAAACGUUGUAGUAAAAAAUAGUACCUUACGUUCAGAAGUAUAUUUAGAUAUACGGGGUUUAUUGUGAAAAAAUUGUCACAAAAUUUGUAAAAAAAAAUCUUUGUUGUAUUCCUAUUCAGAAGCACCUUACUGAUAUUCACAUUAUUCUUGAACAGUUUGUAAUUUGUAAAAAAGUAUAAUAUGCUUUGUUAAUUUUUCUAAUUACGUAUUUUUCCAAAUA
Molecule: messenger RNA, 5593 nt
Organism: Phyllotreta striolata
Lineage: Eukaryota; Metazoa; Arthropoda; Insecta; Coleoptera; Chrysomelidae
Source: the annotation of a GenBank genome assembly